GGAGAAUCUUCCAUUCAUCUGCAGUUCCAAUCACCCGGCAUUCGUCAAGUUUAAGCUGAAAACACAUGAUUCGCGCUUCACCACCAGUUCGGUGGCACCUGCCGUGGCGCAGCACAAGGCUGACGCACCUGCGCCAUGACGCCGCGCAUAAACUCUGUUGCAGACAUUCACCGGGCAAACACGGUAUUAGUGGAUUUGGUCCUCGGUGUACAUCAUCCAAUUUCAUUCAUUGAUAAUGAGAAGUUACUCAGGAAGUUUCGCGCGUCUUCUAUGAUGACAUCAGCAGAUGCAUAAUCACACCCGUCGCUCAUAUCGCAAUGGUUGAGACGACAAAUGAGACAGCUGCGGCUGCAGCUGCAGCUGCAGAUUCUCAACCCCCAGUUGUCACUUUCAAAAAGCGUGGCGCAAAGGCCAGUCAGAACAUUCGCAAAAGACCAGCACCGCCUCCCGUAUCGCAAGACGACGAUUCUUCCGACUUUUCCUCCUCUGAAGACGAAUCCGGUCACAGGAUAAAGCGCAGAAAGAACAAGGGUGCGGGGGUCGUCUCUGCUUCAUCCGCCACAACCAAGCCUGUCGAUCGGGAACCUGCGACCACCGCCACCGGUGAUGGCAAAGUCCAGCUUGCGGAUACAAACGACGCCACAAAGCAUGUGGACUGGUUCGACGAGGAUUCUAAGGAUGCGCGCUCGUCUAAAACUCAAGCUACCUCAAGUGAGCCGCAGAUGCCGGAUGGCACAUAUAAGGGACUGGCGAACCAGACGUCAUUCAUUAAGAAGAAUCCGAAUGCGCCAAACAGAUCAUUUGGACCGAUCAAGGCGGCGACCAAUAUCCGUACCAUAACGGUGACAGAUUACUCCCCGGAUGUGUGCAAGGAUUACAAGCAGACUGGGUUCUGUGGUUUCGGCGAUAAUUGUAAGUUCCUCCACGAUCGAAGCGACUACAAACAAGGAUGGGAACUUGAUCGAGAAUGGGAGACCGUCACCAAGGGCAAGCAAUUGAAGGGAACAGUGGUCGCGAGUGCCGACCGGACAACGACGGAGAACAAGGACGAUGAUGAAGAGGCUAUGCUGGAAGACAUUCCGUUCGCCUGUUUCAUAUGCAAGGGACCAUACAGGGAGCCUAUUGUCACGAAAUGCGGUCAUUACUUCUGCGAGCAGUGUGCUCUGCAAAGGUACAGGAAGGAUCCAAGCUGUGCAGCCUGUGGAUCCGCCACGAAUGGAUUAUUCAGUACGGCUAAGAGAUUGAAGAAGCUGCUAGAGAGGAAGAGGGAACUUGCGGCGAAGAGGAGACAGGAGGCUAUUGAAGCCGGUGAAGAAGUGAGCGACGAGGAAGAUGAAGAAUGAGAUGCAUGUACAUAAUAUCAUUAGUAGGACGCUCAGGGAGCGCCUUUAUCACUGACAGACACCUUCUGCAAAACUAGUGCUCUUGUGGAC
Molecule: messenger RNA, 1433 nt
Organism: Aspergillus eucalypticola CBS 122712
Lineage: Eukaryota; Fungi; Ascomycota; Eurotiomycetes; Eurotiales; Aspergillaceae
Product: U2-type spliceosomal complex subunit CWC24
Exons: 3
Coding region: 318-1343 (341 amino acids)
Biological process (GO): snoRNA splicing
Cellular component (GO): U2-type spliceosomal complex
Molecular function (GO): metal ion binding
Source: RefSeq, a predicted model, not a curated record